CCAUACCAGCAUCCCGAUCACCGCCAUACCCCAUACCAUGUCAUGUUCACCUCCAUACCCCAUACUAACGUCCUGAUCACUGCCAUACAUCAUACCAACGUCCUGAUCACUGCCAUACAUCAUACCAACGUCCUGAUCACUGCCAUACAUCAUACCAACGUCCUGAUCACUGCCAUACAUCAUACCAACGUCCUGAUCACUGCCAUACAUCAUACCAACGUCCUGAUCACUGCCAUACAUCAUACCAACGUCCUGAUCACUGCCAUACAUCAUACCAACGUCCUGAUCACCGCCAUACCUCAU
Molecule: messenger RNA, 303 nt
Organism: Staurois parvus
Lineage: Eukaryota; Metazoa; Chordata; Amphibia; Anura; Ranidae
Source: the annotation of a GenBank genome assembly